Paraglomus occultum is the source of this 5340-nucleotide messenger RNA. Lineage: Eukaryota; Fungi; Glomeromycota; Glomeromycetes; Paraglomerales; Paraglomeraceae. The record is from the annotation of a GenBank genome assembly.
AUGGACCGUUCUACGCAAAUACUGAAAGUACGCGACUUGAUAUCAACCAUCUCCACAAACCCAAAGUCUCCCAAUCAAUCCAAGUCUGACAAUGCGAACGCACCUAUUGAUCAGCUAUGGUCUUCAGUUUCAUCUAAAUCUAGCAUCGUUUCUUCUACUGCCAUCUCGGGAAUUAUACAAUUGGUUCGAUCAGGCGCAAUAGAGUGGAUAAAUGGACUAAACGAACUUGCAUAUGCGAUACAAACUGCGAGCCCAGAAAUUCUUGAAUGUUUACUCGUUGGUAUAACGGACCUUUUGCUCCACCAUGUACACACUACGAAAGGCGAAUAUAAAACAAUAUUUAAGAUCAAGGAUUCGAACGACGGCAUGGUUCACCCGUACAUAUCAAUUGUUAGGUCCAAGCCGGAGUCAUGGAUAAUGGUCGUUGCUCAAUGCGACAAGAUAUUUGAGUUUGAUGAAGAGCAAACUGAUGUAAGAACAUUAGUAAACACGUUGGAAAUAAUGAAACCCUUCUUGGAUUUUGCCCUCAUGUGUGGAGACGCAUAUUGGAGUAUGGCCCUGUCUCAACUAUUGGUUCGAUUAAUGUAUAAAAAUUUGGAUUCCAAAAAAUAUGGAAUGCUAAGAGAGAAGAUCUUUGAUUACUUAUUAACAGUCUCAGAAAGGCUACCAAUAAUAGACAAAACCUCCUUUGAAAAAUCAUACAUUUUGAAUCAAUCUAUGGUUCAAUUGCUUGUUGGAAAUUUUUUCCCAAAGGAGACUUUUUUGAGGGAUUUUUCACCAAGAUUGACAGUUCACAUACUAUCUCUUGCAUGCAGUGCGCAUAAUUUGAGAAUCUCUGUGACCUUUUUACUAAGAGUAUUAUCCCAGUUAUGCUCUUUCAGUAAAACAGUCGAAGCGUUGCCUGAAUUUACAAUAACAUGGCCAGCACUUUCUUAUCUGUUAUUGGACUGUGACACAGUGGAACAGCAAAAUUUGAUUUUAAAAAUUAUGACAAAUGUGUUGGAGCAUCAAGUCAAGAAAGACAAUAAAAACGUUAUCUCGAGUUUAAUUGCUCAAUUUGCUAUUUUGCCAUUAUUUCAGAUAUUAUGCGAAAUAACAAUAGAACACGUUCAAAAAGAAAUUCUGGAUUUGCUUCGAAUAAUCGAAACUUUGCGAAACGACGCGAUCAAAAGCGAAUUUAUUGAAAAUGCUUUGUCAGACGAGGCGAGUAUACAAACCAUCACCGGAGCCAUAGCUGAACUCUUUUCAGAGACAAUUCAACUAUUGAGAUCUUUCUUGGAAGCCUCAUCAUCAGACGAUAUCGCAGCAUCUAAUAUGUAUUUUAAUACCAUGUUUUUAAUACCUUAUUUAUUACAUCCACGUAUAGAAUUACGUGUUAGAGCUUUAGAUUCUUUGAUAUCCGAGACUGUAAAUAGUUCAAACACAAAAAUGAAUAACAAACUACCAAUUCUUUAUGUAAUACUUUAUACCCUUCGCGACAAGCGACAACCUCCUUUAGUUCGCCUCCACAUCUUGUACAAUACGCUUCCGUCCUUGGUCAUUCCGUCAGACGUGGCCAUAUCGUUCAAAAUUUUGAAAUUUGCCAAUUCGUUAGUACAAACGGAGGAUUCAUCGAAAUACACAAGACUUAACGCGGUUGGAAUGAGAAUGUUAUACUAUCUGUGGGAACGACGAAGAAGAUCCUGGCAGUCAUUAAAACUUGCAAUGCGCGAAUGGGUAAAGAGACGAAAAUUCCAUACCGGAUUAAUUGAUCCGAAGAGUGAGGAAGGUGAGAUGGAAAUUGCAACCUUGUCAUGUAUAAGGGACAUCUGUAGAACUAGCGCAGAGGCUCACGUUGAUGAUUUACUGCCAUUUAUAUCGAGCCUUAUGCAGACGGUCCGUUUGCAUCCUGUAAGCAUAUGUUUGAUACUUGAGACUUUGAACGCGUGCAUUGAGAGAGAUGUAGUGGAUCCUCGAACUGUAUGGACAGUCAUGGUCUCACAUAUCGCAAAUGUUGUCAUGUCUACUGACUCCAAACCGAAAGAUAUCAUUGUGCGAUUAUGCGAAUUUUACAAAUUAAUUGCUAUGAAGAUGGACGAUACGGAUUCCUAUAAUGUAUUUAUGCAAGACUUUCUCGUUGAUCACGUUCGUCCAUUGAUCUUCCCUUAUCAGUCGGACGGAAAAGAUGGAAAUUCAAAUCCGGACGCCUUAUUUAAACUCCAGACGGAUGAAUUUAUUCUCGAUCACGCCCUCAAAGCACUUUCAUAUUUUUCUGCAAUGGACAUAUUGUCUGUUUUACCAGAAUUACCAACAACGAUAAUGUCACAGAUUCUAAAGUGUUCAUCUACAAUCAACGGAUGGAGGGACAUUCUUUGUCAGUUGAUACCCCACGAAGUGUUCGAUCUGCAGCGUACCUUAUUUGGCGGUCCUAACACAAGAAGAGCCGCGGGUAGGGACCGACAUGGAGAACUGGAGAAACAAAAGUCUGCACUAUCUGAUAUUUUGUUCGGAAUUACAUCCGUCUGGGAAAGCGGAUCUGUUAAUCCCGGACUCCGACUCGGUUGCGCGAUAGCAUCGCUAAUAUCGUUCCGUCCUUCCCAGGAAGCGUCAUCGGCGACGGAUUUAAAGUCAUCUCGUUUUUAUCGUGUUAUGAUGAAUGCUAUCCAGGAUGUUGCUUUUACAGAUUUUUGGUUGAUUAGGGCCAAUGCUGUCACGUAUUGGCGAAUUUUUUUUGAAAAGGGUCUAUUAGAGAUAGAUCGUAUGACUAAAGAAGGAAAUAAUGCAUUAGUGCAGGAGAUAUAUGAUGAACUACUGGUUAGAUUAAAAGAGGCCAAGCAACCCGCUACUUACGUGAACCUUAUAUUUGCAAUUACAGGUUUAUGUCUGGCCUUAAAAUCUCUCGCGAUUACUGCGACCAGAGCUUACGUCCACAACGUCGCUUCACUGCUCCUUGAUCGCUUCAUGGCGGACACUUCGCGUCAACGAGAUUGGGACUUUAUCUCUAGUGACGACGUGCAAUAUGGAACCAUGCUCUCUCUCGGAUACCUUGCUACCAUAAUGUCACCGAACGAAAAGCUCGUUCUUGAUAUUAUCAACAGUCUAGUUGGACAUUUAACUACUCGAAAUACCAAAGAUAAUCUCGAAUGGUCAUUCUUUGGUUGCGGAUAUGCUCUAAGUAUUAUCCUAUCGCAUUUCCAGGUUCCUUCAAAUAUCGAAUUAGAAGCGGCUUGUAAAGAGACACUAAUGUUCCUUAAAGAAUACGCGUUCAGUGACGAUGCUUCUUUUCGCGCUUCUGUGGGUCUUCUACUGGGUUUGACAAACUUUGAUACCCAGGAAGGUACCAUUAAAGACAUUUACGAGAAAGCGUUAAAUGUCCUAGAAGAAUUUGUAAAGAAAAAGGAUUCAGUCAAUCCGGGAAGGGUAGUGGGUUCUGCGUGGUUCCUUUCACUUUCAAAUCAGACCGCUAUCGAUGAAGAUUGUCUAAAUUUAUUAGAAAACGCUAUGAAUGUUAGAACAACAGAGAAAAAAUGGAAAUCCCACAACUUUCACUUUAUCCAGUCCUACCUUUACGCCUUGCAAUCCAUGCUUCACGUAAAACAACUAUCAAAAUAUGUAUCAGUCUUCAAUGCCUACGUGCGCGAGAACAUAGACGUAAUCUCAUCAUUAUCGUCCUCUUCAAUGAAUCGACAGACUGCUAUUCUAAAACUUGGAGCUUUAACAGCUGUAAACUACAUACCCGUGAAGCAGCACUAUUCACGAAAAUCUUACUUUUUGUCUACAGCUCCAAUAAGCUUACUGUCGCCACUCAUCGAGACGUUACGGAAGGCAACGGGAACAACGGAUGAAUCCGCAAUAAUAACUGAUAUUAAGAGUGGAAGCUUAGCAGCCAUUUUGUUAGGACACCUAAUGCUGGAUUUGGAGAAAACGGAGGGAAGCAACCAAGAACAAGAAUUUGUUGUGACGGGUGAUGAACCGACGGAUUAUUCGCGACUACCACGCACAAGCUAUCUCCGAUGCUGUUUCGACACUCUCGUUGAACUAUCUCAACCUGCUACUACUACUACUUCUUUACAUUCGACUUUUCAAAAUCAACCCGCUUCGCCCUCGUUAUUACUUUCAGCAUUAUCUGCAACCAAAUGUGUCCUUCCACCAGUGAACUGGUAUCCUCUUCUUAUGCGUCUGUCUUCUCGCUUUCCGUCAAGCCGGAAGGAAAUUUUUGAAAUGACGUUAAGCCACUGUGGCCGAUCAACAUCGUUAAUAGAGUAUCUAAUACAAAGUCUAAAGCAACUAUGCGAUCUUGCUGGUUCUGAUCACGAAAUUGGAGAAAUGCUACUGCGUCGUGGGUUGGUGAAGAUGUUGGAAUUAUGUGAACCUAAUAGGGCUAAUGAUAAGAUGGAGCAGAGCGCACAGAGGCGAGGACUGCAGGUGAGGAAGACAGUUGUGCCUGAUGCAGUAGCAGUUCGGGUUGUCUAUGAAAUAAGUAUGUCGUUAUUUGCAAAUAGUGAAGCGAGCAAAAACGAGAAUCUUUGGUUGGCUUUUUAUGAAAGCAUGGAAGUUUAUUUGGCAAAUACAGCCAAUACACCAUCAGCGAUAUCUCUACGCCAAGAUCUUACCCCAAUUCUUGAAAAAACUUAUGAUUUUCUGCCAGAACCAACAUCGCCAGUGCAAUACAAAGUUGUCCGUAUUGCUGCGAAAUACUCUGAAUUGAUACGCGACAAAACUCUAUUGCCUCCUCCACAACCACAUCUCAAGUUGAAAUACACUCUUUCCGUCUGUGCACUCUCAGAAAAUGGGUAUAUCGAUACCACUCAAAACCUCACGCGUUUGAUUCAAGACUGUUUGAAAGACUAUCUCGCGCAAUUUACAGACAGUCAGUCUCCCGCCCUGCGCGCAUUUGCGUGGGUCGUUAUCUCUGUUAACAAAUCGAUCAGAUCAUCUUCGAGCGCUAGAAACAUGAGCAAAACGCGUUUAGAAUGGCUUGUCCGUAUUCUAAAUAUAUUUUUAAUUCAAGAGGAAGACAAUCUCGGUACGGACAUUAGCGUUCGUGCUCUGUUUGGAUGCUUAUUAAUGAGUUGGAUUACCGACCGUGAACCAAGUGAAGAAGAGGUAUUACAUGCAUUAAGAAGUGCCGAAAAUGUUAGAAAAGCAACUUUUGUCGUAUCACGGGAAAUUAUGUCAACAGAAGACGAUGAAAUUUUGCAGCAGACCUUGCAACGGCUCCUCAAAUUUUUAGAUUUUGCCAGAGUGCGGAAUAAUAGCGAGAAAAAUCUCCUGGUGUUUUACUCUAUACUUUCUCACUUGAGAAAUCGACUUUCAGAAGAUCAGUAUUCAAUUGUUGUUGACUGUAGUAUUGAAACGUAA